Messenger RNA from Trichomonas vaginalis G3, 3012 nucleotides. RefSeq lists its product as uncharacterized. The transcript has a single exon. The record is from RefSeq and is a predicted model, not a curated record. Lineage: Eukaryota; Parabasalia; Trichomonadida; Trichomonadidae. The coding region runs from base 1 to 3012 and encodes 1003 amino acids.
AUGCUUGCUUUAUCUUUUUUAGUAUCAAUCGUUAAGAUCUCCGAUUAUAAUGAAUCAGGAACUUAUACUGUUGAUAUGAGGGAUACCGAUGACGUUGAGAUACCUUUAAAAUCUAAAUAUACGACUCUUUUAAUUCACAAUUCUGCCAAUUAUCAAGCAGAUUUCUAUGACAACACACAGAUAUUUAUAUGCAGUAUAACUCCACGAUCAGAUUCACUACUCAAUACACAGUCAAAAACAGGUAGAUUACUCGUUCAUAAAAAAGGCAAUUUCGACUUCCUUCAUUAUACCAUCGUUAUCCCCGAUUCUAACAACCAAAUAAAGAAAGCAUCACAACUUGUUAUUUCAACAUUGAGUUCUGAUCAAUUCAACGUUUCAGGAUCAGUCUAUAACGAUGCAAGUUAUCAGAUACUCAAUAAUAUUACGACAUGCUUCUUAUUUUGCAACCCAAACAUCGAUUCCUACAAAAUUUAUAACGUUUCUUCCAAUUUUUCUAAAUCUGAGUAUUCAAGAUUAACAGUUAUCAUUGUUUAUUCAAUGACAAGUGAUUCUAUUCUCAGAAUUACACCUAAAACGCCAUACCAAAAUCAUGAUAUCAAACCUUUUAACACAGAAUUCAAGUUUGGAACUUCAUUAUUAGUUCGAAAUGGGCAAGCAUGCAUUAAAUUGACAGACGAAGUAUACGAUUUGAACCUCCGUAUGACGAUAUUUUCACAAUUAAUUGUGAAUUGCCCUGAAAAGACAACAAUUUUAUUCAGAAACACCAAUCAAACAAUAGAAAUCUCUACAAACGAUCAGAUAUUGAAAAACAUAUCUAACGAUAACAAAAUAUUCCGAUUCGGUGCAAAUGGCGGAAAUAUUUUGUUUUCGAACGCUUUAAACACUACAAUUUCAUUCACAGCAUUUGUUACUAAGGACAUUGACUGCGAAAGUACCUUUUUAUACUCAGAUAUUACAAAUGAAGCAUUAAAUAUUUCAAAAUCAUCACAUGAGUAUUGUUUGAUGCUUUGUUACAGUUCUAACUCAACAAUAUACGAACAAGGUUUUAUUUUAUACGAUAUAUAUUCACCAGGAGAAAAAAGAACUCAAAUUUUUCUUAAAAAUGUAAAUUUCAAGUCGAUUCUUGCUGUUUAUCGAAAUGACGUUGAUUAUGAACACAAUAUUACUAUUACAAGCAACUGUUCUGAUUUAUCUCCUUUCUUCUGCCGUUUUCCAGAUUUUGAAAAUUCUAUUUUUCUUAAACAAAGAGAUUUACGCGAUCCACACAUUCCAUUGACAAUCAACAUUGAUACAUAUACGCACAGAUCACUAGAAUUGCUUAUAAACCAAACAUUAGUUCUUAAUAUUUUGAAAUCAGUUUCAAUUUACAUCCAUGAUAGUCAAAACACAGAAAAAACAGCAUUGAUUGAUAAUAACAGCAUUCCUUUCACCAAUUUGUUUGAUUUUGGCUCAAAAACAGGUAAAGUCAUUGUUAAAACAUUUAAUAAAUUUAAUAUUUAUGUUACAGCAUUUCCAAGCAGUGGAUAUCGAAAGAUUUAUUUCACGACGAAACCAGAAGACUUCAAGAUUUGUUCUCCCUUUUAUAAUUCAACACGAAAUUUGAUGAUAAAUGAACUUGAUAACAUUAUUUUUGUCUUUUCAUCACCACAAAGAUACAACGUAAGUGUUGAUGCAAUUCUCGACAACAAAGGAGACAAAAUUGAAUUUUAUCGAUCAAAGAAUUCAUUCAUUGGAGUUCUUCCUUCAUAUACUAAUUCAUUUAAUAUCAAAUUCAAUGCGAAAUUCUUUGUUUUGAACUUUAUUUCGAUGAAGAAUUCAGAAUCAAAAUCUAUCAAAAUCCACAUUUCAGAAAAUCCAUCAUAUCAAUUAAUAAAUUAUUCAAAGUUGUAUCAAUCAGAUAAUAGAUUCCGUGAGAUUUUAUCUAAUGAAACAAUCAAAGAAGAUAAAAUAUAUGUUUCACAUCAUAACGCAGACACAUUCCUUUAUACAUAUGGAUCAACAGCAUACAUCACAAUGAUGAAUUCAUAUUCUAUCAUUGCAAUUCAUAAUGUUGACUUUGAAGGUCAAAUUUAUGAUUCAAAAGGAUAUUUUGUUGGUAAUGUUUCAUCAUAUACAUACAACUAUGGUUCAUUCCUUCCUAUUGGUGGCACCGCAGUUAUUUCUAGCAAUAAUUAUUUCAUUUGUUAUUCUAUUGUUAAUUUAGUUUCUAAUCUUUUUUCAUGCAAUUACAUCGGUAUUUCUAACAUCCCAGAUUCAUAUUUCCUCAUUACUCGUCCAUUCACUGAUCUUCCACGAAAUUUUACAUUUGAACAAAACACGAAUUAUUGUUAUCUCUUCAUGACACCAGUCAAAACAGAAUAUUUCAUUGCAUCAAAACUCGGUACACGAGAUCUCGCAUACGCAUUCAUUCCAGAAGACAAAUCGAAUACAAAUGUCAUCACAAAGACAACACAAGUUAAAAUUGAAGGUCGUUCUAUCUUUUUGAUCGUCAUCAGUUACUCAGAUGCGAACACAUAUAUUGUUAUGAACCACAGUGUCUCCACAUUUUUGAAUUUGUCUAUGAACUUGUCAACAACAUUCAAACUGACACAUCAAUCAAUUAUUUUCAACAACUCACAACUUUACAAUGACUUUGAAACACUCGAAGCAGUUCGACGAAUCCUUUAUUUUGUUUUCUUGAGUAUCAUCCUUUUGAUGAUCUUCUUUGGUUUUGUCAGUUUCAUGUGCAACAGCAACUACAAAUGCUGUCGUGCUUUUCGUGAAGAAUCAACAAGUCCUAUUGUCAACGAUUUCCCAUCAUUCACACCUAAUCAUCCAGGCAUCGACGAUGAUCAAUUCGAUGAUUCUUCUCACAGUGAUGAACAUCUUCAUUUACGAGAUCUUGGAGAUAAUGCCGAAGUUGUUGAGACAAACAGCAGAGUUUCACGUAAGAAAGGCAAUCUUUCUCCUUACUUAGAAGCACUAUCUCCUUCAACAAACCCUUAUCUCCAACAACUGAACUCUGACAACUAA